Molecule: messenger RNA, 1607 nt
Organism: Gastrolobium bilobum
Lineage: Eukaryota; Viridiplantae; Streptophyta; Magnoliopsida; Fabales; Fabaceae
Product: UDP-glycosyltransferase 1-like
Exons: 1
Coding region: 106-1542 (478 amino acids)
Molecular function (GO): UDP-glycosyltransferase activity
Source: RefSeq, a predicted model, not a curated record
CUUAAAUAAAUCCAUCAAGCACACUACUGUUUCACACACUACAAAUAGAGCUAGCAUCUUACUUAGAACCUUAUCUUCAUUUCUUCAUAAAACACUUUCAUCUUCAUGAUAAUGAAGGACACCAUAGUUCUAUACCCGGCAUUGGGGAUAGGACAUCUAGUCUCUAUGGUUGAGUUAGGGAAGCUAAUAUUAACCCACAAUCCUUCCUUUUCCAUCAUAAGUCUCAUCCAUACCCCACCCAACAACAGCAACCACAAUAACCAACACACCACUUCCACCACAACAUUUGACUGCGACUCCACCUCCCAAUACAUGGCCACCAUAUCCCCCACCGUACCUUCCAUCACUUUCCACCACAUCCCACCCCCCAUAUCAUUCCCCGCCAGCACCACCCUCCCACCUCACAUACUCACCAUCCAGCUAUGCCAUCAUAACAAUCAAUACGUUGGCCAUGUUCUCCAAUCCAUUUCUGAAACCACCAACCUUAAGGCCAUUGUAAUGGACUUCUUCAACUACAGUGCCACCCAAGUCACUGCAACCCUUAACAUCCCCUCUUACUUUUACUAUACCUCAGGAGCUUCUUGUUUUGCUAUGCAACUUCAUCUUCCAACCAUUCAUCAGAACACCACAAAAUCUAUCAAAGACCUUCAAAUGCAUCUUCAAAUCCCUGGAGUACCAAAGAUUCUCCCAACAGACUUACCAACUGAAGUGCAUGAUCGUGCGAGUCAGAGUUACCAAGUUCACCUUGUUAUAGCAACAAGCAUGAGGGACAGUGAUGGGGUUAUCAUAAACACCUUUGAUGCUAUUGAAGGAAGAGUUAUCAGAGCGUUAAGCGCUGGUUUAUGCUUACCGAAAGGAACUACACCGCCGGUGUUCUGCAUUGGACCAUUGAUUUCGCCCCCUUGUAGAGAUGAAGAUGAGAGUGGUUGUUUGAGUUGGCUCGAUUCACAACCGAGUCAAAGCGUCGUGUUGCUGAUUUUCGGAAGCAUGGGAUGGUUUUCGAGGACUCAGUUGAAGGAGAUUGCUAUUGGGUUGGAGAAAAGUGAGCAAAGGUUUUUGUGGGUUGUGAGGAGCGAGUUAGAUCGGGUGAACCCAGAACCGAGUUUGGAGGAGUUGAUGCCAGAAGGAUUUUUGGAGAGAACCAAGGAAAGGGGAUUGGUGGUGAAAAAUUGGGCACCACAGGUAGCGAUUCUGAGUCACAACUCGGUGGGUGGAUUCGUGACUCACUGUGGGUGGAACUCGGUGUUGGAGGCUAUUUGUGAAGGGGUACCAAUGGUGACGUGGCCUUUAUACGCAGAGCAAAAGUUCAACAGAGUGAUUUUGGUUGAGGAAAUGAAGGUGGCUUUGGCACUUAACGAGUCCAAAGAUGGAUUCGUAACUGCAACUGAGUUGCGAGACCGGGUUAAGGAGCUGAUGGACUCGGACAAAGGAAACGAGAUUAGGAAAAGGAUUUUAAAUAUGAAAACAAGUGCUCUGGAAGCAAGAGCACACGGUGGAUCUUCCCCUGUUGCUUUGAAUAAGUUGGCUCAGUUGUGGAAAUAAUUCUGAGUUACUUAUCCAUAAAUAUGAUAUAUAUUUGGCCCAAUAUCAUACUCAUCUUUAGCUGG